CCCGUCGUCUCACUUUGGAUUUCUUGGCGGAAGAGAAGAGAGAGAAAAAUCUGAGAUGGCUCGUACUAAGCAGACUGCUCGCAAAUCAACCGGAGGGAAGGCUCCAAGGAAGCAGCUUGCCACCAAGGCUGCACGCAAGUCUGCCCCAACUACUGGAGGAGUGAAGAAGCCUCAUCGCUACAGGCCUGGAACUGUUGCUCUUCGUGAAAUUCGCAAGUACCAGAAGAGUACUGAGCUUCUGAUCAGGAAGCUGCCCUUUCAGAGGCUUGUCAGGGAAAUUGCUCAGGACUUCAAGACUGAUCUGCGCUUCCAGAGCCAUGCUGUGCUAGCUCUGCAGGAGGCUGCCGAAGCAUACCUUGUUGGGCUCUUUGAGGACACAAAUCUCUGCGCUAUCCAUGCCAAGCGGGUCACCAUUAUGCCCAAGGACAUUCAGCUUGCCAGGAGGAUUAGAGGCGAGAGAGCUUAAGUUUGCCUGGCUCUCUUCCCUGGCUUUUGUGGAGUGACUUGAAAAGUUUCGCUGCAGCUAGUUGCCGCUUAUUUCUGUAAUAGAACCAUGUUAUGUAGCUUUCAUUUUGAACCCCAUAGCUUUAGUAUGUAGCUUAGUGGUGGUUGUGCUUUCUUUUGUUGCUGGAUUUCGUGGACUGUGCCUCUGAUUACGCUCUCUGGUCUAAUGUUAAAGACUUCAAUAGCAUUGUAAGACAUCUUGGUUCCUCCCAUCACCUGAGCGAUGGUUUUUACUGAUGCUAAAUAGUAGUUGGUUGAUACUUGCAACUUAUA
Messenger RNA from Asparagus officinalis (garden asparagus), 777 nucleotides. RefSeq names its product histone H3.3. The record is from RefSeq and is a predicted model, not a curated record. Gene Ontology annotation, cellular component: nucleosome. NCBI's taxonomy places the organism in Eukaryota, Viridiplantae, Streptophyta, Magnoliopsida, Asparagales, Asparagaceae. Gene Ontology annotation, molecular function: DNA binding; structural constituent of chromatin; protein heterodimerization activity. Bases 56 to 466 code for a protein of 136 amino acids. The transcript has 5 exons.